Molecule: messenger RNA, 2242 nt
Organism: Sycon ciliatum
Lineage: Eukaryota; Metazoa; Porifera; Calcarea; Leucosolenida; Sycettidae
Product: adiponectin receptor protein-like
Exons: 1
Coding region: 515-1486 (323 amino acids)
Biological process (GO): adiponectin-activated signaling pathway
Cellular component (GO): plasma membrane
Molecular function (GO): signaling receptor activity
Source: RefSeq, a predicted model, not a curated record
CGGAGCUCCUUCGGCAAGCUGGAUCGGGACGCUUCGAUUUCCGCCGCCAGUGCAUGUGUGGUCGUGGUUUUACUGCCGUCCAGUUGACUAUGGUAGAGAAAAACCAUCUCUGUGUUGGUCUAUAACCCUCUCUAGCAAGACGCAAUGUUUCUUCCUAGCUAGUCUGAUCAGCUAUGGACACGAUAAUGGUGCAGCACAGUCUUCAAUCUGCUUGAAGAAGAUUACGAGAGGACGAAGAGUUUUUCCUGUCUACAGUACAUUCAGUAUGGUUAAUCGUAGUUAGAUUGGCCGAUUCGAGGCAAAUGGUGGUGUGAUCAAGACGAUUUCCCCAUCCAUAGUAGUAUUCUAUUUUCUUUUGAUGUAGUGGUAAAGGGUCUACGCAUAGCUUUCCUCUCCAUUCUUUUGCGGUGGUAGGAAGUAUCUAUUUUCUGGAUGUUCAUAUAGUGGAGGUAUUUGCACCGGAGAUACACAUUGGCUCUUCUUUCUUUUGGUGAUCAACGCUGGAAACUAAGUAAUGGCGACACAACAUAUCACGGAGGAGGAGAUUGAGGACGUGAUGUCCUUGGAGGAGGUCAAACAAUGCCUGGGUGUGGAUGGAGACUGUGCUGAGUAUGAUGAAAGAUUUAUUAUGUCAGCAGGAAAGCGCAAGCUGGGACUCCUGGACUACCACAGGCUGCCUGCGUGGCUUCAGGACAAUAACUAUAUUCUGACCAGAUAUCGUCCACAACUGAACUCGUUCAAACUAUGCUUCAGAAGUAUAUUUUCACUUCACACAGAAACGGGUAACAUCUGGACACAUCUCAUUGGUUGGCUGGGAUUCUGUUGCUUCGUGGCGUACGCAUAUGCACUGCCUCUACAUCAUCUGACAUGGUACGACCACGGUAUGUUUGCUGUGUUUCUGCUGGGGGCAUUCUUUUGUCUGCUCUUUUCCUGGGUCUUUCAUUGUCUCCAAUGCCACUCGCCCAAAGUGUUUCGAAUCUGCAUAAACUUUGAUUAUUGCGGAGUUGCGAUGCUGAUCAUGUCAUCCAUCAUAGCCUGGAUCUACUAUGCAUUUUACUGUAAGCGUACAUUACGUAUAGUUUACACCAGCAUCAUGGUCCUCUUUGGUGUCCUCUGCAUUGCCGUGUCGCUAAUCAAGAAGUUUUCCUCGUCAGCCUAUCGUCCAGUCAGGUCCGUGGUGUUCCUUGGUCUCGGUACCUAUGGCAUUGUACCAAUGAUUCAUGCCAUGGUGGUGUAUGGUGGCCUGGUUGAAAGUAGUGGAUUCAACUCCGCAGCCACCGGACCCAUGCUUGUAAUAGGGUUUGUGUAUGUGCUUGGCCUGACGCUGUACGCUUUUCGCAUCCCGGAGCGAUUUUGGCCAGGGAAGUUUGACAUCUGGUGCCACAGCCAUCAGAUUUUCCAUGUGUGUGUUGUCAUCGGCGUGUUCUUGCAGUCAUCUGACAUUUUGCACAUGGCAAAUGCUCAUGCACAUAAAACCUGCUCCUAAACUGUUGCCCCCCGCAGCUGAUUGAUGUGUAGAUUGUGUACAGCCGCUGCUGCAUGCAGUAUGUAAGUCUUCCUGCUUAUUUGUUCGAUAUGCUGGCAGCAUGCAUGUCACUUGUUUGUGUCUCAUGUGCAACUGCUGCCUUCUAUGCUUGUUUGCUGUGAAUAGUGUCUCGAUGGAUCGAUCUAUCAGCAUUACUCUUAUGUUGUUCAAACAACGCAUGCUGCUGACAUACUUUAUGCUCUUUCUACUCUUCUUUACCUUGGAAUCUUUACUCAGCAACCUUUCCUUCCCUCACCAUCACUCAAAUGCAACAAUUUGGACAAAAGAAUGUGAUGAUUACACUUUGAACCGAGAUGAGUAUAGUGCUGGAGUCCUGUAUUAUAUUUUCACAAUUAUUUUACUUGUAGUAUAGUACACAUUUAGAAAACAAUUAUAGAGUUCAUAAUCUAUGCUCCUCCAGUGUAACUGUUCAUUGUGACAGCUUCUACUGUUGUGUCUGUUCAAGCUGUACUGACAUUGUUGAAGCUGAUGUGAAUCUAAACUGUACAGCUCAGAAGAAAACAACUCUUCGCCGCCUAUAAAUUAUGCAAUACCAUUCUCGUCCUUAUCUUUCACUGUACAUAACUAACACAUGUACUUCACUCGCUUCAGCACAGCGCAUUGCCCUCUUUGCUGAUCCUGUACUUUUGCUGAAUCUUCCGUGCUUAUUGCCUCCGGCAAGACUGUUGUGUAUGUAUAAUGUCACUAUACAGUUUA